AUAAAAAUGCAAGUUUAAAUUGGCGCGGUUCUCGUGUAAUUUUAAUCCAGAAAUCUAUCUUUAUUUAAAAAGAUAAACAGAUGGCGUUAAAGUUCGCCCAUGCUUUUUAAAGAGCAUCCUACAUAUGUGAUUGCAUGGUUAGAAUUUUGAGAAAAAUAUGUAAAAACAUUUAACGUUUGUUAAGUACGUGAAUAAAUCGUCUACGUUUUGUAUACAAAAUAUAUUUUUACUAAAUAUUUGCAUGUUCAAGUUAAAUGAUCUAAACAGAAAACCUAACCUUUGUUAGAAAAGAAUUAUUAAUGAUUUUAAGGUUAAUCAUAAUUUUUUCUUAGAAGAUGAAGAAAGGAUUCAAUGAUAAUUUCACCACUGGUGAAACCACCACUGGCGUUAGACAGAAGUGGUACGAGGAAUAUCAGAAGGCGGAAAGACCUUGCAAGCACUCCAAAUCCGAGGCCGACGUUCUGCAUUUAAGGGAUGAGGGGAAGAAGUAUCUGGACGCGGAGACCGCCGCCUUUCAGUCGAAGCAAUCCAGAUCGCACGACUCGGAGACAAAGUGGUUGAAAACGGCACUGCAACGGGGCACCACCUCGGAUAAGGUAGCAGCCAGUAUAGUGCUGGUGCAGGAUAAUCCGAAAUGUAAUCUCGGUCGUCUGGUGUCCCUGGUAUCCCAGGUGCGGGGCGCCAAGCACAAUCAAUGUGGCAUGAUUAUCGCGUCGUUGAAAGAACUCUUCCUGACCGAUCUGUUGCACCCUGAAUUCAAAUUAUUGAAAUUAGAAGAACAGGAUUUGGACAGGCUCGAUGCGGAGAAUGGAUCGGAUUCCAUCGUUAGGACGAACGCCGCUAGGAAUAGAUUGUUGGCGCACUGGUACUUUGAGGAUCAACUGCGCGAGCAGUACGAACGUUUUGUUCUGAAUUUGUCCUCGGUGGCCUCUGAUACGGUAGAUACAAAUCGUGAGAAAGCGAUAUCGGCGAUGGCCGAUCUGUUGGUGGGUAACGCCGAGCAGGAGCACAAGUUGCUGGAGCUACUUGUGAAUAAAAUUGGUGAUCCGAGCAGUAAGGUCGGCUCCAAGGCUGUAUUUUGUAUCAAUAAAUUAUUGCAUGAGCAUCCAAAUAUGAAGCUCGUAGUCUUGCGCGAAAUUGAGAAAUUGCUAUUUAGAAAAAACGUGAGCCAGCGUACUCAGUAUUACGCUAUAUGUCUGUUAGCGCAAUACGUCUUGGAUAGAAACGACGAAGGAGCAGCUGCUACACUGAUAGAAGUGUACUUUGCAUUUUUCAAAGCGUGCUUGAAGAAAGGGGAACCCGACAGUAGAAUGAUGGCAGCAAUUCUAAUGGGCGUCAAUAGAGCGUAUCCUUUUGCCAAAAUAGACUCGAAGAUAUUAAAUGAACACAUUGAUUCCAUCUACAAAGUGGUACACCUUGGGUCGUUUAAUGUCUCUCUCAAUGCACUCAGCUUGUUACAUCAAAUAACAGGCAAAGAUGAGUCUCAGGCGAACCGAUUUUAUUCGGCCUUUUACAAGAAGCUGUUAGAUCGGCAAAUAGGAGUAGCGAAUAAACAUGCGGUGUUUCUUAACUUGUUAUAUCGAGUUCUUCAGAGAGAUCAAAGCAUACUACGUUUGUACGCUUUUAUCAAAAGAAUCUUGCAAAUUAUACUCUAUUUUUCACCGAAUAUGGCAUGUGCCAUGUUAUACAUUGUCUCCAAAAUUCUUCAAGGACGCAAAGAUCUAAAACAUAUGUUUCUCGAAUCACAUAAAGCUAUUAAAGUCGAAAAUGACGUGUGUGAAGUAAACGAUAUCUCAUCGGAUACGGAAGACGUUAGUGUAGUAGAAAAUGAAGACUCCAUUAUGAUAUCGAAUAUCACGAUUGGCGCAGAUGCCGAAACAAAGCCUGAUGUGAAAAAAGAGAUCGAUGUAAAAGUUGAGAUGCAAGAUACAAAGUCUUAUGAUCCUUUUUGCCGAAAUCCUUUGUAUGCGGGUGCAACAAAAGGGCUCAACGCUGAGCUUGAAGCAUUGUCUAGGCAUUUCCAUCCGAGCGUCGCUUUAUUCGCGAAUCAGAUCAUUCAAGGAAAAUCCAUCGAGUACACAGGCGAUCCUUUGGAGGAUCUGACAUUAAUUCGAUUUUUGGAUCGGUACGUCUUUAAGAAUCCGAAAAAGUUGGAGGACAAGAGGGUGCAGAAAAAGAACGAUCCCUUGGCGCAACGCGCCGGAUACACACCUAAGGGUAUACGGGCCCUUCCGGUCGAUAGCGCAGCGUAUCUCGACGAAAGGGAGGAGCGAAUACCGGUAGACGAGUUAUUUUUAUAUCGAUAUUUGAAGCAGAAGGACGAGGUCAAGAAGCGUGACAAGAAAGAAGACGAUGACGAAGAUGAUGAAGAUGCAAACAGCGUUAACAGCGAAGAGUUCAAUGACAUGUUGGAUCGUAUGGGCGCUGCCCAAGAUUUCGACGAUUUAGAUAUCGCGGCGGAUAUUCUACCUAGGAAGAAGAAAGGUAAAGCAAAUGAAGAUUCUGACGAUGAGGACGAGGAUAACGAAGAUAACAUCAGUCAAUCCGAUGACGAUAUGAAUGAUGCAUCCGAAGAUCUUGAUGAAGAUGUCGCGGAUGAAGAUGACGACUUGCAAGAUCUGAGCGAUAUCGAUCUUACAGACAUAGAUGAUGAAAAUCUGAGCGAUAUGGAGUUUAACGGUUCCGAGGACGACGAGACUGUAGACGACGAAUUAAUUUCGAGUUUGAAUAAAAAGCUGAAUGCGAAGGUUCCGAGAAACAAGGAAAAGAAAAAAGGGAUCGAUAGCAGUAUAUUCGUAUCGGCAGAAAAAUUCGCUGAGAUGUUGGAGGAAGAAAAUAAAACGAGGGGAAAGCAUGGUGGUAGUAACGUUUUUAGCAGUAGUGACGGUGCUAGCGCUAAGCAGAUAGAUUGGGAAAUAAAACGGCAUCAACGGAUGAAAGGAUCAUUUGGGAAGAAGCGAAAGUUCGUUCAAUCGUCUAACAAUAAUCGGGUUAAAAAAUUCAAACGAUGAAUAUGUGAUAAACGCAUUUCAUAGACAAUUUUACAUUUCAUUACAAUGUCAACUUUUCUUUCCAAUGUCUAUUUUAAUUUGAAGGAAAUACUAUAAACAAUAUGAAAUAAAACGUAUAAUAAAUGUUAUUAGUAUUUAUAUAAAAGCACUUGUCUUCUCGUGAAAUUUAGGAUAUGUCCGCCAUUACAAAUACAUUUCGCUUAUACAUUCGUUAUUGCGAUUAACAAUUUAUUUUUAACACAUUUCUCUCAUUAAUGUGAAUUUUGUUUUUGGUACAAGGUGAUUUAGGUUAAUGCAAUGCAAUGUUUUAAAUGUGAAUAAGAAAAAUAUCAAAUUAAUUUUACAUGUUUAAUAGAUAAAUUAAUAUAAGCAAAUAAUAUCAAACAUAAUUGAUUUCUUCAGGACUUAUUCUUAUAUUGUGCUUUUAAGUAUAUUAAUUUCAUUUAAUGUGUUUUUGCAUAUUCUCUUCAGUAACAUGACAAAAAAAAAA
Molecule: messenger RNA, 3501 nt
Organism: Wasmannia auropunctata (little fire ant)
Lineage: Eukaryota; Metazoa; Arthropoda; Insecta; Hymenoptera; Formicidae
Gene: Noc1
Product: CCAAT/enhancer-binding protein zeta
Exons: 5
Coding region: 336-3011 (891 amino acids)
Cellular component (GO): nucleus
Source: RefSeq, a predicted model, not a curated record